Messenger RNA from Marchantia polymorpha subsp. ruderalis, 2148 nucleotides. The record is from the annotation of a GenBank genome assembly. NCBI's taxonomy places the organism in Eukaryota, Viridiplantae, Streptophyta, Marchantiopsida, Marchantiales, Marchantiaceae.
CUCCUGAGUGGUGGGGUCCUUCCGUGCAUUAUGGAAAUUGCACUCUGGUGAGAGACUUCCCCCGGGGUCGUCUGCUGUCUUGGAGCUUUGCGGAAUAGCCUCGAGCUUUCUGUAGCGCUCUUCGUUCAAUUUGACAGUUUUUCCGGCGUUGAUCCCGCCAUCGUACCAGGUUGCGUACUUCUGCACCUACUCCGAGAGAAUAACCUUGUCACGUGAUUGGGUCCUCUGACGGCCCCGAGCUGGAGAACCGAAACCGAAAGCAAUGGGGAAUGGUGUAGGAAAGAACAUUGUCAUAUUUGAAAAUGGCAGCAUGUUUCGAAGGAGCAAUUGAAGAAGUAAGGGCAGGGACGGUGAAGUAAACUGCGACAGAUACCUGAUCUGAAGAAAUAUCAAUGUGAAAAACUCCUGAAAAUUUGAAGGCGAAGAUGCCAUCGACAGUUCUGAGGAAAAGAUUUCAUGGUCACCCCGUGUGGAGAUGGCGCAUUGGAGUGCUAUUGAUUAUGGGUACUUUAGCUCUGUUGACAAUGACGAAGUUCCAAGGAGAUGUGACUCCAACUCAUGAAAGUGAAUUCAUCGCACUACCUGAGAAAGUACCUUUAGCGAAGCCCAAGCUUGCAUUUCUUUAUCUAGCUCGGAAUCAAAUGCCCCUUGACAUCCUCUGGGCACAUUUUUUCAAGGGUGCCGAAGAGCAUGAAUACAAUGUCUACAUCCAUGCAAGGCCUGGUGUGGUAUACAAUAGGAAAACAACGGAUUGCAAAGCUUUCUACAACAGACAAAUCAAAAAUAGCGUUUCGGUAGAGUGGGGGGCAGCAAGUAUGGUAGAAGCAGAGCGUCUGUUACUCGCUACAGCCCUCGAGGAUCCUUUGAAUGAACGUUUCAUUUUAUUAUCUGACAGUUGCGUGCCCUUAUACACUUUCAAGUACGUCUACGACUAUGUCAUGUCAUCUCAUAAAAGUUUCGUUGACAGCUUCAUCGAUUAUGCCGAUGAACGCUAUGAUCCGAGAAUGGCACCCCAGAUCACCUCUGAUAAAUGGAGAAAGGGAUCACAGUGGUUUUUUUUCAUUCGAAAACAUGCUGAAGCGGUUGUUAAUGACACAGUCAUAUUUCCAGUAUUUCGUCAAUAUUGCAAGAGGUUGGCCCUACCAGAGUAUUGGCGUGCAAGGUUUAAUAAUGAAACUGAAGAGGAGCACAACUGCAUACCAGAUGAGCAUUACAUUCAAACACUAUUGGCGAUCAAGGACCUUGAAGAGGAAAUAGAGCGUAGAACUCUAACAUACAGUCACUGGAAAGACUUCGAUCAGGAGCGUGAUAGACGAGGAUGGCAUCCGAUCACUUUCAACUAUGCAGACGCAUCGCUGAAAACUAUCAAAGACAUCCAGGCGAUUAUUAGUAUACAUUAUGCUACAGAAUCACGAACAGAAUGGUGUAGUUCCAAUGGAGAACCCCGUCCAUGCUAUUUGUUUGCCAGAAAGUUCACGAGGGGUGCAGGAUUCAGGCUUCUCAAUCAAGUGAAACAAUAUGAGAAUCCACAAACGAUUGAACCUCAACCCAGCUAGUGCCUUCGUAGCACGAGUGUCUUUAUUCUUUUGUAGAUUCCUAGCCAAUGUAUCAUAUUGACUAUUUGUCCACCCAUGGGCUUGGGAUAACCCAGCUUGAAUUCUCUAUGUGGUCACCUCCACACUCUGGUAGCCGCAAGGAUAUAAAAAAUAAAACUAGUCGCCGUGGCAACAAAUUGUUGAUACAGUAAAAGCCAUGACUAGUUCUCACCUGUCUGUAAAACAGGGCUAGCAAACUUUUUUCAGGGCAAGGACCGUUCAUCCGUUAGGUUACCUGCUAUGCUAAAUUCAGCUGAUACAGACGGGAACAUCUGAGAUGGAAUUGCAUAUUAUGUUCCCAAUAUCGAACGAGUUUUAUAGGGCAGAUCAGUAAAUCUUUAAUGAUCCUUAGACUAUUCUCUAUCCCUGGAUGGGGUGGACGAGGUAGAAGGUAGUUUUUUAGUUAGACUUUAAAUUUUUGCUCUCAGAGUUGUCAGUGCAUUCUUUGAUGUAAGUUUCUGACCCCCUCGAAUUAGCCUGGGUGGAAUGAGGAAACGUCUGCAAGAUUUUUACCAUUUCGAGUCAAUGCAAGCAGGUGCUGAAUUCGGUUGAG